Messenger RNA from Chara braunii, 3045 nucleotides. Lineage: Eukaryota; Viridiplantae; Streptophyta; Charophyceae; Charales; Characeae. The record is from the annotation of a GenBank genome assembly.
CUGUGUUGGCUAUCUCACUGAGAGUGGUCGAAAGGGCAGGUAGGAAAAACGACCUGAUCACGCUUCCUGAGAAAGAUCAGCUCGUUUCGGCUGACGAAGAAAGAAUUAAAACCGUGGGAAGAAUGACCAAUGUCGCUUUCCGAUUGGGUAAAGUGCAUGCGCUUGGGGAUGUCGUAGUACUAGAUGUCAAUACGUACGACAUUCUCUUCGGACUUCCCGCUCUUGUGGCAUUACGAGCAAACCUGGACUUCGAACGACGAUCGAUCAUCCUCCGAAAUACCGGGGGAAAACCCUACGCUGUGCCCAUGCGAUUGACCCUUCGCACUACUAUUAACGCGGUUCCGCGGGUUUCGCCGAUGAUGGCAGGAACUCUCCGCAUGAUCUCCUGGGAGAAAUCCGCAAAAGAGAAGUCAUCAACAAAUGAUGCGGAAAGCAGUGACGAGGAUGAUCCGGAGAUCUUGAAAUUGGCACGACAACGUGUUUGUUACCCGCCACCCAAAACGAUAGCGAGAACGAUGCAACUAACCAGCAAAAAAAUUCAAAGGACCAAGGCGAUGAUCUUGGGUGAGCCCCUCGUGCAGAUUUCGAGGAUGGUCGAUUAUUUGGAACCCCCUCAAACUCUGUACGAAGGAAUCAUCCCUCUCCUCGCCCGGUACAGCGACAAGAAGCAUUACCGUGACAUUACGGAUCUACCCAAGUCCUUACUAACCUCGGCUAAAGAAGUGAGAUUGUUACGCUUGGGGGCGAAAGCAAGCUCUCUGGAACCCCCUGGGCGUUUUGAAGCGGAAAUAGACGGACUGGGGAUAAAGAUCGCAACUAAGGAAGUGCCAUGGCAGGAUGUUUGUGACGGGAUUGCCCCGGAAGGACACGUGGCAAUCCGAGAAGAAGAUGCUCAGAUGAUGGUCACGGUGUUCUCCUGGCGAUCGGAUCAUUCAUUCAUCUUGGCGCCUCCACCCGACUUGACAAAACAGGCGAACACGAAACAGAUUGACGUUCGGAUCUGGGAUCAGCUUUGUGAACUGCACGUUCCACAAUAUGUGCCGGAUGAAAUUCACCGGGUAAUUGCGGAUAUUCUAACGGAAUAUCAAGGAGCGAUUAGUGUGUCAGACACUGACAUUGGGUUGUCGUUGGUAAUCCAACAUGAAAUUCAGACAGGAAAUCGCACCCCGAUUCAUUGCAAACCUUAUCGCUACUCCUUGAUUGAACGCAAAAAGGCUCUCGAACGAAUUCGGGAGUUUGAAGCCAGCGGCUGGAUUGAACCCGCUACCGGACCUUGGUCCUUUCCCGUGGUGUUAGUACCAAAGAAGAACGGAGCGAUUCGCAUUUGCAUUGAUUAUCGCAAGCUGAAUGAAAUCACGAUCAAAGAUGUGUAUCCCCUCCCCCGGAUUGAUGAUCUGUUGGAUGCGAUUGGAUGCGCUAAUUAUUUCAGCAAGUUUGAUAUCCGGCAUGACUUCCAUCAUAUUUUGGUAAGGGAAGAAGAUCGGUCGAAAACGGCCUUUGUGUUGUUUGAGGGCACGUGGCAGUGGGUUCGGUGUCCGAUGGGGAUUUGCAAUGCGCCUGCCACGUUUCAGCGAGCGAUGAACAUGACGUUCCAGAACUUCGUCAGCAAGACACGGCUGACGCAAGGAAUUAUUAACUUCUGCGUGAUCGUGUACAUGGACGACAUCCUGUUCUAUUCGGAAACCUAUCACGGGCACGCGCAACACAUCGAAUGGACAUUGGGUGCAUUGAGAGACGCUGGGUUCAAGAUUGYGCUURAGAAGAGCGAAUUUUUCYUCUCGRAAAUUUCGUUCUUGGGCUAUGUYGUGACACGUGGAGGAUUGCGGCCAGAUUCGAGAAAAGUUGCGGCGGUGAAGGAAGCUCCGGUUCCUACGUCACUGACGCAGGUUCGAGCCUUCUUGGGACUGGCGUCGUACUACCGRCGCUUCAUCAAKGGCUUUGCCGCGAUUGCACGACCACUAACKAAUCUGYUACGGAAGGACCAGCCUCUCAGCUGGGACGCGGAGUGCCAGCAGGCMUUUGCAACCCUCAAGGACGCUCUGGCAACGRCCCCUAUUUUGAUUCGACCGGACCCCUCGAAGCAGUUCAUUCUCAUCACGGACUGGCAACCGGAAGCUAUUUCCGCUAUCCUAGCGCAGAAGGGGAACGAUGAAUUUGUCGAGCUCUCGUUUUGCCUGCUACGAGUGGAUCUGAAAUGGAAGUGGGAAGGCGAUCAGAGGCCCGCAUCAGAGAUUGUGGAGUUGCUCGUCAUUCAGGCGUGGAGGACCAACGUGGCGGGAGAUCUUUUGGGAUUCGUCUUUGGAGCAGUGGAUCGAGAAAACCGAUCACAGAUCGUGCGUGAACUUACGAUCCUGAUCGCGCGAUUGGCCGACGAACUCCCUUUCGACAUCGUCUUCCAGAGCGACGAAGAACCCGUGCCACAUACCCUCUCAAGGACUCUCGCCCCGAGCCUCCAGUGGUCGGCUUGUAUCGAGGAGCGUUGGGCGAACGACCGUUUUCCCUCCCGUAGCGAGUACCUGGACGUCCACAGCCUAACUAAUCCCCGCUUCUUUCGGCAACCAACGACAUUCGAGUGGGCGGCGCUAAGAGCAAAAGAGGAGGCGGAAGAGGAAUCGGAAGGAGAAUUGAGGAGAGAGGCCGGGGAAGCAGCGGCCCGAUUGGCCGAGGACGAGGAAGAAGAGCGCGAACCAGAAGAAGAGUCGGCGAAAGCUGAAGCUGAAGAAGAAGAAGAAGAAGAAGAAGAAGAAAAAGAAGAAGAAGAAGAAGAGGAGGAGACUUCUUAGGACGAGGAAGAGGCCUGUAGCGAGUACAGCGAGGGCGAGCAAAGUGAGGAGGAGGACGAAGACGACGAAGAAGUGGAAAGCGGGGACGACCAGGAGCCAACGCACGACGAGCUCGAGUGGGUGCCAGGACCGGAAAGGCGAGAGGAGAACCCGGAGGCUGCUGCGCAGCGCAAAAAAGAGAUCGCAGAAGGAAAGCGGUUGGCGAUCGAUCCCGCACCGAACGAUCCUUUCAAGGAUCCCGAGCCGCCCAAGCCGGAACAUG